AUGCCACAAGUGGAGCACCGAGCAACAUUGCGUCGAAACACUGUGACUCAGUUGCAGUUUGCAUCUCACAGACUUUCGGUCAGACAAGAUUAUUCCCCUGUCAUCCAUGGGGGGAAAUUAUCUCUUCAGUAUAUCGUGGAUAUGUUCACAAGAAUAGAGGGAGAUCGGCUUGCCUUUAUUCGCCGUGAACAGUCAAAACUUCGGGCUGAACUCUACAUGAACCUUCACGAUGCUAUCCGAGCUCGCGCUGAAAACGAAGGGCUUAAUGUUGGUCGGCAGGUCAUACUUCCUAAAUCAUUUCAAGGCAGCUAUCGAAAUCUACAUAGUAAUUACUUGGAUGCAAUGUCAAUAGUUCGUCAACAAGGUAAGCCUGAUCUGUUUAUUACCUUUACUUGCAAUUCAAAUUGGGAAGAGAUUAAAUCAAAUCUGAAGUACGAACCCGCAAACAUGCGACCAGAUUUAGUAGUAAGAGUAUUUCAUGAGAAACUAAAAGAUCUCAUGAAAGAAAUAACAGAUAAUAAGAUUUUCGGUACAGUGAUUGCUAAUAUUUAUACAAUUGAAUUCCAAAAAAGGGGCCUUCCACAUGCACACAUUCUUAUAACUCUUGAUAGAGACUCUAAACUAAGAGAUUCAGAUGACAUUGAUCAAUUAGUUUGGGCAGAAAUUCCCGACCCAGUUUUGUAUCCAGACCUGCACGAAAUCGUUGCUCGCAACAUGAUUCACGGGCCAUGUGGCACCACAAAUCCAAACGCACCAUGUAUGAUUGAAGGUAAAUGCUCUAAAUCAUUCCCAAAACAGUUUCUAGACCAAACGCGAGAAAAUGUGAAUGGGUACCCUAUCUACAGACGUAGAGAUGAUGGAAAAACUUUAAUUGUUCGUGGAUCAACAGUGGAUAACAGAUUUGUAGUACCUUAUAACCCCUAUCUUCUCAAGAAGUUCAAUGCUCAUAUCAAUGUUGAAAUAUGCAGUACAGUUAAAUCUGUAAAGUACAUUUAUAAAUAUAUUUAUAAAGGUUUUGACUCUGCUUCAAUUGAGUUUAGAAAUGGUGACACCAUUAUAUAUGAUGAAGUUCAGGGAUAUUUGAACGCUAGGUGGGUAGGCUCUGCAGAGGCGAUGUGGAGAAUUCAAGAGUACCCGAUGCACCACCAAUCACACACUGUGGUUAAUCUAGAAUGCCACCUGGAAGACCAGCAACGAGUUAUCUUUGUUCAAGGAAAUGAAGAACAAGCUCUAGAACCAAGAAAUACUAAACUGAUGGCUUGGUUUCGUUUGAAUGAAACGGAUGAAUCAGCAAGAGAAUACACCUACUGUGAAAUUCCGAAGCACAACACCUGGCAAGACAACGGUAAAUUUUGGCGGAAGCGACAAAGAGGUAAUGACAGAAUUAUUGCACGAUUAAAUGUUGUUUCUGCAAAGAAUGUUGAGCUUUUUCAUAUUCGUUUACUUCUCCUUCAUGUUAAAGGUGCAAGAUGUUUUAAUGACAUUCGCACCGUUGAUGGCCAUGUUUAUGAAACGUACCGAGAUGCCGCCAUAGCAAGAGGGAUUGCUGAAAGUUCGCAACUGAGUCGUGACACUCUUCAAGAAGCUGUUUACUAUGCUUCACCUAAUGAUCUUCGUAAUUUAUUUGGAUGUCUUCUUGGGCUUAACGUACCAACUGAGAGCCUAGACUUAUGGAAUGAAUUUAAAGCUUACAUGAUCGAAGAUUUUACAAAUCGGGGUUCAUCGGAGGAAGAAGCACUGAAUGGAGCUCUAUCUCAGAUUGAAGAAAUUUUAAGGACGCACAAUACAAGCUGCAGAGAUCUCGGUUUACCGACUCCUGUUAUUCGUUUGAAUCAGGUUGUAAACCAAGCAAACUCAGAAACGAAACGAGUUGAGUUUGAUUCUUUAUACUCAAAAGCUAAUGAAGACCAAAAGAAAAUCAUUGAUUCAAUAAUUGAGAAGGUCCAAUCACGUGACAGAUGUCACAGUUUGUUCUACUUAGAUGCUCCAGCAGGAUGUGGCAAAACAUAUAUACAAAAAACUUUACUUGCAAAACUUGGAAGCAUGGAGAUGGUUGCAAUUCCUGUUGCAUUUACAGGUAAAAUAGUGGUUUAA
This is a messenger RNA of Macrosteles quadrilineatus (aster leafhopper), 2094 nucleotides long. RefSeq lists its product as uncharacterized. The coding region runs from base 1 to 2094 and encodes 697 amino acids. The record is from RefSeq and is a predicted model, not a curated record. NCBI's taxonomy places the organism in Eukaryota, Metazoa, Arthropoda, Insecta, Hemiptera, Cicadellidae. The transcript has a single exon. Gene Ontology annotation, biological process: DNA repair; telomere maintenance. Gene Ontology annotation, molecular function: DNA helicase activity.